Molecule: messenger RNA, 1653 nt
Organism: Cydia amplana
Lineage: Eukaryota; Metazoa; Arthropoda; Insecta; Lepidoptera; Tortricidae
Gene: MOF
Product: histone acetyltransferase KAT8-like
Exons: 1
Coding region: 96-1424 (442 amino acids)
Biological process (GO): positive regulation of transcription by RNA polymerase II; negative regulation of DNA-templated transcription
Cellular component (GO): chromatin; MSL complex
Molecular function (GO): histone H4K16 acetyltransferase activity; transcription coregulator activity
Source: RefSeq, a predicted model, not a curated record
CUGCUUCGCUCUAUAGUCUAUGGUUGCACUAUGGCUGCAGUAGCCACAACGGUAGUUGCGCGGUAUUGCGUGAUACUAUCGGAUUUUUAACAACUAUGGCUAAAGGUGAUAAAGAACUGGAAAAACCCAUUGUUAAUAAUGAAUUACCAAACCCGGAGUGUCGUAGUGCAGAUCAGGAAGACUCGGAAUCGACACAAGAACAGCCCCUUGACAUAGGGGAGCAUUAUUUAGUGCGGCGUUCAGAUGAGUCAUGGCACCCGGCGGAGAUAAUCCAAACGCGGUACAACGCCGCGGACUCCGGCUUCGAAUACUAUGUGCACUAUGUGGGCUACGACCGAAGGCUCGACGAGUGGGUUUCCCGCCAUCGCGUCAUGUCCGAUAGGUUUGACAUGUGCGAGCAGUCGAAUAACAAUUUGAAUUCCGACCACCUGCUCACCGACAAGUCCGGCCGGAAGAUAACUCGGAAUCAGAAACGUAAACAUGACGAGAUCAACCACGUCCAGAAGUCCUAUGCAGAAAUGGACCCUACGACCGCUGCACUAGAGAAAGAACAUGAAGCCAUCACGAAAGUUAAAUACAUCGACAAAAUUCAAAUUGGAAAAUACGAGAUCGAUACUUGGUAUUUCAGUCCUUAUCCUGAUGAAUAUGGUAAACAGUCAAAAUUAUGGAUAUGCGAAUACUGCUUAAAAUAUAUGAGAAUGGAGAAAACAUACAGGUAUCAUCUCAGUGAGUGUACAGCGAGACAACCACAGGGCAGUGAAAUAUACAGAAAAGGCACCAUUGCAAUAUUUGAAGCAGAUGGGAAAGAGCAUAAAAUUUAUUGCCAGAAUCUAUGUUUACUAGCAAAGUUAUUUUUAGACCAUAAAACAUUGUAUUUUGAUAUAGAACAGUUCUUAUUCUACAUCCUGUGUGAGGUGGACAAGCAGGGUGCGCACUUAGUUGGAUACUUUUCUAAAGAGAAGGAUUCCCCUGAAGGUAACAACGUAGCUUGUAUACUAACCCUACCCCCGUACCAGAGACAAGGCUACGGCAAGCUGCUGAUUGCAUUUAGCUAUGAGCUCUCAAGACUAGAGCAAGUGGUUGGUAGUCCAGAGAAGCCGUUGUCAGACCUCGGCAAGCUCAGUUAUCGAUCAUACUGGUCUUAUGUGCUGUUGGAAGUGUUGAGUGCGAGUCGAGGCACAUUGAGCAUCAAAGAUCUCAGUCAAAUGACUGGAAUAUCACAAACAGACAUUAUAUCUACGCUCCAGUCUAUGAAUAUGGUGAAAUACUGGAAGGGCCAGCAUGUGAUCUGUGUUACUCCAAAAAUAGUUGCGGAGCAGCUUUCUAGCUCUCAUUUCAAGAAGCCUCGGCUGUGUGUAGACCCGUCGGCAUUGAGGUGGGUCCCUCCGAACAAGCAGGGGCAUUCCGCUAAGGCUAAAAAGUAGUACAGGCUAACAGGCAGGGCCUAGAGAAGAUUACACCGUUAGUUGCUACCAAAGGAUUCUCUGGGUACAGGCCUGUUUGACAACUUUAUUUUACAACUGCAUGCAGUGAGGACUCUCGACUAGAGUAUUAGUAUUGAUAGCUUGUUAUGAAAAUAGUAAUUAUGCAGUUACUUACCCAGCAGCCUAAUUUCCAUGCUAAGUUGAAUAUUGCCAAUUAUUUAGUAUAUUU